CAGGUAUUGGCAGCAUUAGUUCUAGAUUUGUAAAAAUAUUUCACAUUAAUCUUAUAAAUCCUUUGAUCCAUAUUAUUAUUUUAAUAUUUAGAACAGGCAUAUUUCCUGGCCAAUUCAAAACCUCUAUAAUAUCACCUAUUUAAAAGGUGGGUGAUAAAGUUGAUAUAGGUAAUUAUCGCCCCAUAAGUGUUGUCAAUAGUUUUGCCAAGAUAUUUGAGAAGUGCUCAAAGGACAAACUCGUAAAUUUCUUACAAACAAAUAAUUUGCUAUCCCAGAAACAAUUCGGCUCUAUUGGUGGUCUUAGUACUUCAGAUGCUCUAUAUAAGUUGACUAGGCAGGUUAGUGAAAAUCUGGACAAACAUAAAAAAUGUCUGGCAUAGGGUUGCCAGAUGUCCUGGAUUUCGCAGGAUGUCCUGGAUUUGAGGCUGGAAUGUAGGCGUCCUGCGAAGACCUGAGGAAGGACGCCUAAUGUCCUGGAUUUCAGAAAAGCAAAUAUUUCAAAUUACAAAUCCUUUUUUUUCACGGCUCCCUCCGGCUGCCGCGUUUCGCUUAAUUCGAACGUAAUAUUCUGUGCAUCUUUUGAUAAAUAGAAAAAAUGCCAUAAUAUUAACCACGCAGAUCGCUUUGCGAGACGUAUCCAAUAGCGCUAGCGGCACUAGCGCGGCGGACGGCAUUGGCAGUUUGAUUAAUUUUUGGGAUUCAACCAAAUGUGUUUACUAUUGUUUUGUGUUUUGAGGUUAUAUUAUAUUACCAUCAGUUGGCAAAAGUUCUUAUACAACCCGCGAGUAUAGAGUUAGUUAUUGGUUUUUCAAGUAUUUAGUACACCUUUUAGUUUUACACAUUUUCUUUCUGAUCAGUAGAAAUUAAAAAGGUAAUUAUUUUUUGGGUUUAAAAAAAAUAUUGCAUUAUCCCGAUACCUAUUUUGAUACAUAUUUUGUAAGAUGGAUGAACUAGAUGGCCCAACAACACCAUCAAAAAAAGCUAAAAGAUUAAAUAAAUAUAGAAAAGAAUGGGCAAAUACAUUUAAUUGGCUCGCAAAGGAUAAUCAAAAAGCUAGGUGCAAAUUGUUUAAAAAGUCUUUUUCAUUUAUAUAUGGGGGUCUAGGUGACAUAAAGCGGCAAGCAGAAGGCUCUAAGCAUAAAAAACACGAAAUUGUGUUAAAGCAAAAUAAAACACUACAAUCAUUUUUGGGACGAGAAGAAGUUAUGGAUUCUCAACAAGAAAAAAUACUGGCGUCAGAAGUGGCAAAUGUAUAUCAUACUGUUAAACAUGCUCAUUCCUAUAAUUCAUUAUAUUGUUCAAGUCAAUUGCUUGCAGUAAUGUAUCCUGAUUCCAAUAUUGCCACAAAAACUCGUUUGGGUAGAACAAAAGCAAGUAUGAUUGCUUUUAAUGUCCUGGCCCCUUUUUCAGUAGAAAGUCCAUUAUGUGAGCUUAGCAAAGGAGUUUUUUUGGAAUUUUGGAAUUUUUUUGGAAUAUCCACAGAUGCCUCUAAUCAUAGAAGUGCUAAGCUUUUCCCAAUACUUUUAAGGUAUUAUGUUCCAUCAGAAGGAGUAAAAUUAUUUCUUCUUGAUUAUUUCGAAGAUCCCGACGAGAGUGCAAAUGGUAUUUACACUAACUUAAAAACUAGAAUUCAACAUGCUGGCCUUUUAUUAAACUACAUAUCAUGCUAUUCGGCUGAUAAUGCAAAUGUUGAUUUUGGACGCUUGCAUUCUGUGUACCAAUUAUUAUAUAAGGAGAAUAAUAAAGUUCUUGCAGUGGGUUGUCCUGCGCAUAUGGUAAACAAUUCUGUAAAAAAUGCUUUAGCAAAAUGCCGUUUUGAUGUAGAAACUUUGAUUUUAAAAACUUUUAAUCAAUUUUCAUCUCAAGCAAAAAGGUGCAAAGAGUUAAAAGAUUUUUUUAAUUUCGUGGAUUUGGAAUAUAAAACUAUUUUAAGCCAUGUACCGACUCGUUGGCUAAGCUUAUUUCCAGCCAUAGAAAGAUUGCUGAACAUUUUUCCAGCCAUUAAGAGCUACUUUCUUUCCCAGGAAGAAACAAUUCCUAUUGCACUAUAAGAUUUUUUCUCUGAAGACAAUUUUGUAGUACAGAAAACUGAAUGUUAUCUAUGUUUUUUCACAACUCACUAAAAAUUGUUUUUGACACAGAACAAAAACUUGAAAAAGCCGAUUUACUUUGUUUCGAAAUUUCUUUGGCUUUCUAGCGUCAAAUCUUUUAAAAAUUUUUGCACGAAAUGAACAAACUCAAAUAAGAGAAUCCUGUUUAGAAUUUUAUAAAAAUAUUGCUGCUUAUCUAGAUUCAAAAUAUGAAUUUUCAGAAAAUAAUUUGUUUUCAAAAUUAAAUAUUUUUUCUUUAAAAACUUUAUUUAAUUUUGAUUAACUUAUGGAAGUUGUAAACAACUUACCAAUCGACAUAAAUUUUGAUAAUCUGUAUGAAGAAUUUUGUAUAGUCAAAACUACCCUUGACAAAGCUUUCACUUUAUCUGAGGAGACUAAUAUUAUCCAGAAAUGGAAUAACAUAUUCAUAGGUAAUCCGGAACUUAUUAAUUUUUUUAAAAUAAUACAAUUUGUUUUUUCCAUAUACGGGUCAAAUGCUGACUCUGAAAGAUUUUUUUCUUUAUGUAAUGCAGCCUGGAGCGACAGCCGCAAUAAACUCCUGGUUGAUCACGUAAAAGCAGAGUUUCAGAUUAAAACUAAUUUUAAUUUAAAAAGCAAAGAAUUUUAUAAUAUGGCUAUUAAAAAUAAAAGGCUCUUGCAGGUAGUCAAAUCUAACCAAAAAUAUUCUUUUUCAUCCAAAUAAUUUUUUUUAAAGCAUUUUAAAACAUUUAUCAUUUAUGUAUUAUAAAGUAAGAAAUAUACGAGUAUCCUGUUUUAAUUUGGUACCAUAAUUUAA
Messenger RNA from Anthonomus grandis grandis, 2886 nucleotides. RefSeq lists its product as uncharacterized. The coding region runs from base 942 to 2051 and encodes 369 amino acids. The transcript is spliced from 2 exons. NCBI's taxonomy places the organism in Eukaryota, Metazoa, Arthropoda, Insecta, Coleoptera, Curculionidae. The record is from RefSeq and is a predicted model, not a curated record.